AUGGCAAACGACCACCAUACCGCACCACCCAGUUUGGCCCUCUGUGUCACUACCAAAGACUUCGAGGCAGCUGCAAAAACAGUUCUUCCAAAAGAAGCAUGGGUCUAUGCCUCCAGUAGCGCAGCCUCGGGUCUAUCACUCCAAUCCAAUCUAGAUGACUGGUCUCGAAUCAACUUCCGCCCUCGCAUCAUGAGGAGUGUUAGAUUGCCGAAUCCAACUCGGUAUAUCCUGGGUCAACCCGGCAGUCAGCCAUUCUUCGUCUCGGCUAUGGGAGUACUGGGUGAGGCACACCCAGGCGCAGAGCCCUUGCUAGUGCGAGGAGCUACCCGGAAGGGCUUACAUAUCGUGGUCAGCACGGCAUCAACUAAGUCCUUGGAAGAGAUUAUGAAGGCCCACCUUGACGAGCAGUGUCAACUCGGUAAUCAGAGCCCGUCCAAGCUGGCCUUCCAGUUGUACGUCCCCGUGGAUCGGAAUUUGGCUCGAUCACUGAUUCGGAGAGUCAAAGCGGCUGGCUAUCAUAGUCUAUGGAUUACAGUAGACACUUCUACACUGGGAAAACGAACGGCAGCUCGCUACCUGCAAGCACAAGAAGCUGUCGAUCAAGGAGGUCAACAGACAGUUCCGGAGGCUGCAGCUGGUAAUGCCUUUGGUCCCGCGUUAGGCGGCCGGCCUGUGCCGGGGUCCCUGGACCCCGGUCUCAAUUGGGAGGAGUUGGCAUGGAUCACCGACGAGUGGGACGGACCGAUCGUUCUGAAGGGGAUCCAAACCGUCGAAGAUGUCAAAUUGGCCGUUCAACACGGCGUGCAGGGCGUCCUUUUGAGUAAUCACGGUGGUCGACAGAUUCAUUCGGCCCCCAGCGCACUAAUGACCCUAUUGGAAACCCGUACGUACUACCCAGAGGCGUUUGACAAGUUGGAGAUCUUUGUCGACGGUGGUCUCCGGGAUGGCGCCGACGUCCUCAAGGCUUUGUGUCUUGGGGCAACCGCUGUAGGAGUGGGUAGGCCAUACUUUUAUGCCAUGGCAGCCUAUGGUAUAGAAGGCGUCGAGAAGUGCACUGACGUCCUUGCCGAGGAAGUUGAAAUUACGAUGAAGAUGCUGGGAGUUUCUUCGUUUGACCAACUGCGGCCAGAGAUGGUCAACGCCAGCCGACUUCUAAAUGAAAUGUGGCGACCGGACAUCUGGUGGAACAAAUCCAAGUUGUGA
Talaromyces amestolkiae is the source of this 1203-nucleotide messenger RNA. RefSeq lists its product as uncharacterized. The transcript has 2 exons. NCBI's taxonomy places the organism in Eukaryota, Fungi, Ascomycota, Eurotiomycetes, Eurotiales, Trichocomaceae. The record is from RefSeq and is a predicted model, not a curated record. Gene Ontology annotation, molecular function: oxidoreductase activity; FMN binding. The coding region runs from base 1 to 1203 and encodes 400 amino acids.